Gorilla gorilla gorilla (western lowland gorilla) is the source of this 4698-nucleotide messenger RNA. RefSeq names its product zinc finger protein 385D (gene ZNF385D). Gene Ontology annotation, cellular component: nucleus. Lineage: Eukaryota; Metazoa; Chordata; Mammalia; Primates; Hominidae. The record is from RefSeq and is a predicted model, not a curated record. Gene Ontology annotation, molecular function: nucleic acid binding; zinc ion binding. The transcript is spliced from 10 exons. Bases 364 to 1911 code for a protein of 515 amino acids.
CAUUAAAGCUAGUUCCUCGCCUCUAGUCUCCAGGUUUCUUUUUUCCUGGUCAUCAGUCUCGCUCUCUCCCGGCACCCUCAGGCCGCGGGCCCCUCCCUUCGCGCGGGCUCGCACCUCUCCCCAGCCUGGUGCACCUGGGCUGACGCCGGCUCGGGACUCGUGCGGAGCGCCGCGAGCGCGGCGGAGGCAGAGGCGCGCUGACUGCCACCUCCAGCCCGUGCCGGAGGGACAGCACGCGCUGCGCAACGGAGACCGUUCUCCUUGGCCGCCGCUCACGGCUCGCGGCGACCACCGCCGUUGAAGCUGCAGGCGGGCAGCCGUGCGUCUCCCGGGACAGCCAGCCCCGGCGGCUGCUCCUCCCGGAUGCCAGGGCCAGGGCGCCGGGCGGCCGCCAGCAGGAAAAUGAAGAGCUCGGUGGGAGGAAGGAGAGAAAAGCUCCUGGGGGCGCCGAAAGCUCAGCCCAGCCGCGAUUUCACAUGUGUACACGAUGGCGAGAGUGAGGCUGAAUUAAUACCUGAUGACUUUGAAGAAAAACCAGAAAGAGAAAAGAAACAUAGCAACUUUACUUUGUGCAAUGUAUGUAACAUUCAGCUGAAUUCAGCCGCUCAAGCACAAAUCCACUACAAUGGCAAAUCACAUCAAAAGAGAUUAAAACAACUCAGCAAUGGGACGCUGAAAAAUGACAAUGGUGGUACAUGCCAGAGUCCUGCUCUCCCGGCCCUUGUCCGUCCACCAGCCCCUCCUUUGCAACCAUCGCUGGAUAUUAAACCAUUUCUUCCCUUUCCUCUUGACACUGCAGCUGCAGUCAACCUCUUCCCCAAUUUCAAUGCGAUGGACCCGAUUCAGAAAGCUGUAAUAAACCAUACAUUCGGGGUUCCUCUUCCCCACCGAAGAAAGCAAAUCAUAUCAUGCAACAUUUGCCAGUUGAGAUUUAAUUCUGAUAGCCAGGCUGCGGCCCACUACAAAGGCACGAAACAUGCCAAGAAGCUCAAAGCACUGGAAGCCAUGAAAAAUAAGCAGAAAUCUGUAACUGCCAAGGACAGCGCAAAGACUACCUUCACCUCCAUCACUACCAAUACCAUCAAUACCAGCUCUGACAAAACAGGGGGAAAAAAAGGUGCAAUGAAGCCCUGUGGUUUAUUCUUACCAUUCUGCACAAGAGACGGUACUGCAGGGACACCAGCAAUAUCAACGACGACAACUGUGGAAAUCCGCAAAAGCAGUGUUAUGACAACUGAGAUCACCUCUAAAGUGGAAAAAAGCCCAACGACAGCCACUGGCAAUAGCUCAUGUCCUUCUACUGAGACCGAGGAAGAAAAGGCAAAACGGCUUCUUUACUGUUCGCUAUGCAAGGUUGCUGUCAACUCUGCCUCGCAGCUGGAGGCGCACAACAGUGGUACUAAGCACAAAACCAUGUUAGAAGCCCGGAAUGGAAGUGGCACUAUCAAAGCCUUUCCUAGGGCAGGAGUGAAAGGCAAAGGACCUGUUAAUAAAGGAAACACAGGCCUCCAAAAUAAAACAUUUCACUGUGAAAUCUGUGAUGUGCACGUCAACUCGGAAACGCAACUUAAACAGCACAUUAGCAGUAGAAGGCACAAAGACAGAGCUGCUGGGAAGCCCCCGAAACCUAAAUACAGUCCUUACAACAAACUACAGAAGACAGCACAUCCACUGGGGGUAAAAUUAGUAUUUUCAAAAGAACCUUCAAAGCCAUUGGCUCCACGAAUUCUACCAAAUCCUCUAGCAGCUGCAGCAGCCGCAGCAGCAGUGGCAGUGAGUUCCCCCUUCAGUCUUCGAACUGCUCCAGCAGCAACACUGUUCCAGACUUCUGCGCUUCCUCCGGCACUCCUGCGGCCAGCUCCUGGACCCAUUCGGACCGCCCACACUCCUGUGCUGUUUGCUCCUUACUAAAUUCCAAAUAGGAGUAAUUGUACUGCAAUAAUUUUUCAAAAAACAAAAAACAAAACAAACAAAAGAGAACUAUGCAGUGUUUAUUUAUAGUUUAAAGUAUAUCUGAAGAGCCAGGACUUUUGAUAGUGAAUUGAAAAGGUUAUAAAAAAGUGGGGGAGGUUUGGGGGUGGGAGGGAGGGAGUGGUAUUUUCUCCAAAUUAAAGCAUUCCUCUUGAACGUUGAUUGUUUUAGAAGUGAUCUCCGGCAUUGAUUUGUAGUGGUAUCUAGACCUUCUGAAGCCUCUGUGACUGUGCUUUUGGGCACCUAUUUCCCUCUGCAUUGUCUUUCCUGCUUUAUGAAACAACUAUACAUUGUCUAAGGGCAUUAACUGGUUCCAAUGUAUAUAAAAUAAUUUACUCUGUAGAUUAAAAUCAUACAAAAAAAGGAAAAAAAAAACAAAAACAAAAGCAACACUGUGAAUAGUACUACCCGUGCUGGUCCUCUUGCUAUGACGGCAAUUACUGGGUAUUUAUCCCAACAAAAGUAGAUACAGUAGAUGUCUUGUAAAACAAUAGUGCUGUGUCUCAAUCUAUGCCACUAGGUUUUAAAGAAUUGCAAAGGUAGAAUGAACAACUAUUUCAUACCAAUAAGCAGUCAAAAAAUAAACAUACACCAGAUGGUGUCAUGGAGGUCUCCCUGGUCAGCAUUCUCCCCUCCUAUCUAGCUUGAAGAUAUAACAGGGCUAAGCUUAGAGAUGGGGGAGGCAUUAAUAAAGGUGAUUUCUUAUAAAGUAGUAACUUCCCACCCUGAAGAUAUAUUGCUGGAAACAGGGAAGUGUUUAUAAUGAACCUAUAUCUGAAAACAGAGAAACCCAUGCAUCAUGAGUGUUAAGAAAGAAAUCAGUACAACUCUUCUGUUUCAAGGAUGAAGGAUCAUAACCUAGCAUGAUAAUGCAAAGUAAAGAUCUUUCAUUUAGUACAUAUCCAGUAAAAACGGAGAAUGUUGCAUCUCUGCAGUAUCCCCUUUAUAUCAUACCAGUAGGGUUGUUUCUUAGGCAAAGGUUUCUGCUUUAAGUAUGAUGGUAGAAUUAAGCAUUAGCUAUUUUUAUGGGUUUUUCUUGUUUUUUAGAUUUCCUGCUGACAUGAUAUAAACAAUUAAUAUAUAUUUAAAUGUUAAUAACAACAGGAAAUAUGAAUCUGAGUUAAUUGCACACCAAUGACAUAGUGUUAAAAAAUACUGGUAAGUUCCACUCGACAAUUAUUUCUCCAGUGGAGUUGUGAAAUACUGACAGCCUUUGAUAUUCACCAUCAGGCUGAAAGAAGUUGAUGUUUUACCUUUAAAACAAGAUUUAUCAGGGGUAUAUAUAAAUAUAUGUAUAUUGUAUAUAUGUUAGAAAGAUUAAGAGAAUAAGUUAUAAAAAGAAAAAAUCUAUAUAAAAUAAUUAUAUAACCAUCCAGUGUUACAUGUUAUCAUUAAAUUGGUAACAAAUGGCAUAAAAAUAGCUGUGCCUUUAAUUUGUGAUAAAGGCUAUUUGCUUUUUCCCAUAGAAAGCUGACAUAUACCUAUCAAAAUGGUGGGGUUUGAUGCAGCCAGUCUGUUGCAUUAAUAGGAGCAAUGACACUGAAACUUAGAAUAAUGACAAAACAUACAUGAUUUAGGUUUAGAGAAAAAACUAUUUUUGAAAAGGUUUUGUAAAGACUAUUUAAAAAUAUAGGGAAGGAUUGGGUGUGGCCUUCCUGAAACUGCUCUCAAAGUGUUGUAACCCUUGGAGAGGUAUAAAGAAUCCAGAGGAAACCAUUUGAGACAUAGGUAUUUAGCAUUUAUCAUUUUAUAUUUAAGAAACACCAUAGCGUGCUUGGUGCUCAACAUUAAACAUGGUUUUUUGGAGUUCUUCUCCACCAUCUAGCUAUAGAAAUUUGUCAUAUAAAUGAAUCUUUAAAGCAGUUGGCUUUAUAUAUCUUUUGUUAACCAACCAAAACAAAAACAAAAAAAAGAAGGAAAGAAGGAAGGAAGGAAGGAAGAAUGGAAGGAAGGAAGGAAGAAAGGAGGGAAGGAAGGAAAGGAGAAGGGGAAGGGAAGAAAAGGAAGGAAGGAAGAAAGGAAGAUAAUGUGUUCCAUCAGUAUUCUGGUAGAAAGAAUUUCAAACCAUGCUUCUCUGGUUAAAUAUACUGAUUAGCAUUAAAAUUUGUUUUGAAAGUAUCUGGUGAUUUUGCAUUUACCAGCAUCUCUAUCCUCUAGUUUUAGCAAGUGUUUCCUUUUUCACCUACAGACCCUGGUAGUUCAGCCAGGUGGAUAGUUGCCCAUAAGUCUGUUGUUUGGGGCUCUGUCUGUAUCCCAUGUGACCAGCUUCUAACCAUUUUGAACUUUAGUUUCCCUUUUCUGCUAUGUCAAAUAUUUUGAUUUUCCAUAAUCAUCCUGAGUCCCUAUCCAACAACCUUUACAACUGAUACAGCCUCACUUUCUGUUAGAGAACUUAGUGUUAAUUAAUGCAGUCUCACUAAAAUGUGCUUUUGCUGUUCUUCCCCAUUUUCACCAAAGUGAAUGAGCCAGUCCACUAAAAAUCAGGGCCUAUGGGAUACACAGUGUCCUGGGUCACAAGGCAUUACUGUCUUUAAUGAUUUGCUGGGAACAAACGAAUCAGCCAUAUUUUCUCCAUCAGCCAUAUGAGAAAUCUCAGAAAUACCUGGAUCCCUUCUGCCUCACUUCACUAUGGAACCAUUUUUGUUUAAAUGGUCUUUUAAAUUGGAGUUGUAAGCAUCAGUUGUCUUUUAUUCACUACCUAAUAAAGGAUGAAGCCUAACCACAGAA